Messenger RNA from Suillus bovinus, 426 nucleotides. RefSeq lists its product as uncharacterized. NCBI's taxonomy places the organism in Eukaryota, Fungi, Basidiomycota, Agaricomycetes, Boletales, Suillaceae. Bases 89 to 361 code for a protein of 90 amino acids. The record is from RefSeq and is a predicted model, not a curated record. The transcript has 2 exons.
UAUAAGUUCAACGCCGCUGAGCCUAUUCCAAAAGCCUCAGAUACAAGCGCCUCCUUUGCAGUAAGUUGCCCUCUUGCGCUACAUUGUGAUGCGACCAUCUCUCAAUCGACAUAUAGCGCUCCUAACAUUUAUUAUAACAACUUCACGCACAUCGCAUAGCCAAACUUUUGUUUGUAACAUGAAGCCUAUUCAGUUCAUCUAUCUCUCCAUCCUUGCCGCCCUGGUUGGGGUGAAUGCCGUCCUCGCCGAUGAACUUGACCAGACCUGCUUCGAGGAUUUAUGCGGCGAGUAUCCUACUGUCUGCCCAAUAGGAAUGCAAAGCGCCAAAAUAGGCAUAUGCUGGACCUGCUGCCCUCUGUAGUAUCAAUUGACGCCUGAAUCAAGUUCCUGAUUAUUGUCACCGAUUUUGUAAAGCACGACGUUAUA